Rosa chinensis is the source of this 1481-nucleotide messenger RNA. RefSeq names its product tRNA (guanosine(18)-2'-O)-methyltransferase. The record is from RefSeq and is a predicted model, not a curated record. Gene Ontology annotation, biological process: tRNA guanine ribose methylation. Bases 43 to 1110 code for a protein of 355 amino acids. Lineage: Eukaryota; Viridiplantae; Streptophyta; Magnoliopsida; Rosales; Rosaceae. The transcript has 7 exons. Gene Ontology annotation, molecular function: RNA binding.
CUCACCAUACUCCACUCUCUAGCUUCACGCCAAAAUUCUCCAAUGGCGACCUGCAAAACCCUAGUCCACACUUCUCUCUCUUCAAUCGGCUCCACUCUCCGACCCCAAUUCAUUCCUCUCCUCAAUCUCCGCUUCUCCCCUCUCCUUUGCCCCAACAAAGGGCUCAGAGUUUCCAAUGUCACUUCUCGGCCGUACGCUUCAAUUGCAGCAGCAGAAGCCGCGGACUUCACAGACGAAGCUGCUCCGUCGCCAAACGAAACCCUAAAUCCAUCCGAGUCACAAGACACCAUGGAGCACCUCCUCAAGCACCGAGACGACGUCGUGAAGUUUAUGAAAAUGGAACGCCGCCCUUUACGGCCCCCACUCGGAGGCGAUAGGUGGUUCCCGUACCUCGACAGAUUCAACUGCGGCGGUGCUUACCUCAGCAGCGGUGAGAUACUGGAAGCGGUUGAUCCGUACAUUAUGGAUGUGAGGAAGGAGAGGUUUAGGAAUGUGGUGAGGAAUCGGAGUUACUCGGUGUGCUUGGUGGUGGAGGGAUUGGGAGAUUUCGGAAAUGUAUCGGCGGUUUUCCGCUCCGCCGACGCGCUCGGGAUUCAGUCGGUUCAUGUGCUCUCUUGUGACGCAUCCAAAAGGUACAGAGAAAAUCGCCAUGUCAGCAUGGGAGCAGAGAAAUGGUUGGAUAUUGAACUUUGGGACUCCACUCAAGAGUGCUUUGAGGUUCUAACAUCGCGUGGUUAUCGAAUUGCAACAACACAUGUGGGGAUGGAUGCGGUGUCUAUUUACAACAUGGACUGGUCCUGCCCAACUGCAAUAGUAGUCGGAAAUGAGAAUAGGGGAAUAAGUGAUGAGGCCCUGGAUUUGUCAGAUUUGCAUUGCAGUAUUCCAAUGAAGGGCAUGGUGGAUUCUUUCAAUGUUUCAGUUGCUGCAGGCAUUCUCAUGCACCAUGCUGUUUGUGAUAGAACUUCUCGCCUGGGCUGUCAUGGUGAUCUGACAUCUGAAGAGAACCAAAUUCUUCUUGCUGAGUUUUCUCUGCGUCAUAGCAAGAAUUCAAUUAGCAUUGCUCAUGAGUAUGCAAAGCGGAAGGCAGCUCUGCUCACACCAAGGCUUUGAAAAAACAAUCAUCCAACUUCUGAUUCUUAUUGAGGAACGAUCACAAACUAGGUAUCUCAAAAUAUAUGGUAUGAAAGCAACUAUUGACGAACAGAACACGUCAGGUAUCCUCUUCAACCUCGCAAACUGCUCUUUUGAGAACUAUGCCCGAUGGAAAGCAAAGCUCUGUAGGACUUUGUUCUGGAAGAAGCGGUAUGAUGGAUCCCUAGUAACCGGAUCUGGAGGAUCUUGUCUUUUUGGGUUAAUGUAUGCCAUUUGGUUGUGUAAUUGUUCAAUGAUCUCUUGAUGUCUUGGUUUUAUCUGUAGGACAGAAUAUUUACACUAGGGAAUAUAUUUUGAUGCUAAUAUCAUAGUUGAGAAGAAUUUCGAUC